CCUGUUUACUUCACAACCCGGAAGCUGGGAGUACAGUGCAUGUCUGGUUACCGAGCAACCUCCGACCUUGCACUAUUUAACACAUAACAGAAACAUAUACUAUAACAUAACCCAUGAUACCACAAAGCAGUUGUAUUAAAACGAUUAAAUUUUGCUGAUGGAUACAGUUUCUGGAGAAAUAGAUCGUUCUGGGAUCUGCUUGUGUGUAUUGUGUGGACUACCAGCUGCAGGAAAGUCAACAUUGGUUCGGACUCUCCCUAGCUACACUCGAAAGAAGGGAUGGAGGAUAUUUAUUUUGUCCUAUGAUGAAAUAAUUCCGGAGGAGGCGUACGAGUUGCGAAAAGAGAAUGACGCGUUAAUGGACACGCAAUCUAGCUGGAAGUCAUACCGACAAGAAGUGCUGCAGUGUCUGGACGCCUUCCUGCAGAGUCAGAAUGCGCCCGUAUGUGCGAAUAGAGGUGAAGCCUGGGCGAGAUUUGAACGGGUUGCACAGGACCAGCAAGUGCUUAAAGCGUCAGAUGACUCACUCCGUCAAAUGUCGCAUAUAAAAUCCGAGCCACUCUUCGUUCUGCUUGAUGAUAACUUCUACUAUCCCAGCAUGAGAUACGAAGUGUACCAGCUGGCUAAAAAGCACUCUCUAGGCUUCUGCCAGAUUUAUCUCCGGUGUCCUCUGAACGUCUGCCUUACCAGAAACCGCAUGAGGGGCUGCCCCCUGCCUGAUGAAGUCAUAGUGGAGAUGGCAAAGCGCAUUGAGCCUCCAAACCCCCUCAAAAACACCUGGGAGCAGAAGAGUCUCACACUGACCAGUACAAUCGACUUUUCACAACAGGACAUAGAGCUGCUGAUUCAGUUGCUUGGUGCUGCAUUGGAGAAUCCAUUAACGCCAAUCCAGGACAACACUGAACAAAAGGAGGCCGACCGGCAGAGCUGUGCCUCCAGUAUCGUGCACCAGGCUGACCAGGCCUGUCGGCGCCUCGUCUCCCAGGCCAUGAGGGAUGCCAAAGAAUGUAAAUGGACUGCAAGUAACAUGAAGAGUCUAGCUGCCGAGCUAAACCAGCUGAAGACAAAAUUCCUGGAAGACCUACGAAAACAGGUUCUCCAAGGCUAUCCCAUCUGCCCUGGGGAGACCAUAAAUGUAGAGCUGGUGGUGAGCAGAGCAGUUUCUGUAUUUGACCAGGAGAAAAAUUACAUAAUGAGAAAAUAUUCCACAGAACCUGUGAAACACCUAUGAAGUUGUUUGAAUAGUAUGUCUCAUAUCCCCGACUCCCUCAGAAAUCAGAGUAUUUUUGUAUUACAUUAUAUUAAAAUACACUUGUAAUUUCAUAAAGUGGAUUUUUCUGUCA
Molecule: messenger RNA, 1343 nt
Organism: Anguilla rostrata (American eel)
Lineage: Eukaryota; Metazoa; Chordata; Actinopteri; Anguilliformes; Anguillidae
Product: L-seryl-tRNA(Sec) kinase-like
Exons: 6
Coding region: 158-1231 (357 amino acids)
Molecular function (GO): tRNA binding; kinase activity
Source: RefSeq, a predicted model, not a curated record